AUGCAGGAGAGCAAAGGGAGUUGGACGGUGGCUGAUGCGGUAGACUACAGCGGCCAACCCGCCGACAAAUCCAAAACCGGUGGAAUAGAAAUUGUCGAGAGGCUAUCAACUAUGGGAAUAGCAGUGAAUUUGGUAACAUAUUUGAUGGAGACAAUGCAUCUCCCAAGUUCAAGCUCUGCCAACAUUGGAACCGGUGCACUAGCGAUAGCAACAAAGCUGCCAGAGCUGCGUCCGCCGGCAUGCCACCAUGGCGAGGCCUGCACGCCCGCUACUGCCUUCCAAAUGACAAUUCUCUAUAUUUCGCUUUAUCUAAUAGCUCUUGGAACUGGUGGCCUUAAGUCUAGUAUCUCCGGUUUUGGGUCGGACCAGUUUGAUGACAAGGAUCCUAAAGAAAAAGCUCAGAUGGCUUACUUCUUUAACAGGUUCUUCUUCUUCAUAAGCAUGGGGACAUUGAUGGCUGUAACUGUUUUAGUUUACAUACAAGAUGACGUGGGAAGAUCUUGGGCUUAUGGAAUUUGCACUGUGUCUAUGGCUAUAGCUAUUGCGGUGUUCUUGUCUGGGACUAAGAAGUACCGUUAUAAGAAGAGCCAAGGAAGUCCCGUUGUGCAAAUAUUUCAAGUUAUUGCAGCUGCGUUAAGGAAGAGAAAAACGGAACUGCCUCAAAGCAUUGUCUAUCUUUAUGAAGAUAAACCUGAGGGCGUGCGAAUUGAACAUAGUGAUCAGUUUCACAUGUUAGACAAGGCGGCCAUAGUUACAGAAGGAGAUUUCGAACAAACCAUAGAUGGCAUCGCAAUUCCAAACCCUUGGAAGCUAAGCUCAGUGACUAAAAUUGAGGAAGUGAAAAUGAUGGCUUCAACUAUGAGACGUAACGUUGGAAACUUCCAGAUCCCAGCAGGUUCUCUCACCGUAUUUUUCGUCGCAGCUAUUCUCAUAUCGCUAGCUUUCUACGACCGUGCCAUCAUGCCUCUUUGGAAGAAAUGGAAAGGAAAACCAGGAUUCUCUAGCCUGCAAAGAAUAGCUAUUGGAUUGAUCUUAUCAACCGCUGGAAUGGCAGCUGCAGCCAUUGUUGAGCAAAAGCGUCUAUCCGUUGCGAAAACUAGUACACUUAAAACAUUGCCCAUAAGUGCAUUCUUACUUAUUCCACAAUUCUUUCUAGUAGGAGCUGGGGAAGCCUUUAUAUACACUGGCCAACUUGAUUUCUUCAUAACCCAAUCACCCAAAGGAAUGAAAACAAUGAGCACUGGACUUUUCUUGACUACUUUAUCAUUAGGCUUCUUUGUCAGCAGUUUCUUGGUCUCGGUCGUCAAAAAGGUCACCACGACUCCUAUUAAUGGAGGAUGGUUGGCGGAUAAUAUCAACAAAGGCCGGCUCGAUCUAUUUUAUUGGCUUUUAAGAAGCCGAGGCCGAGUAUCUGGAAUAGGCAGUGUGCAGCACAUGGAUUUCAUUCCUAUUGAGCCAGUCCAUGCAUCUCUUAGACGCAUUAUUGAUACAGACAUGCAUAUCUCCAGUUUGGAGACUAAUUCUGAAGCUGUCAAGAGCAACGUCGAAACUCUCAAGUCACACAUGACUGAACUCAAGGGAAAUGUGGUGGCGAUGAAGGAUGAUAUGAAGGAGGAGCUAGUGGCCACAAGAGCCGCACUAUUCGUAUUCCUGGAAAAGUUUGCAGACUCUCAGACUCAUGCUGCUGCGCCUACACCUUCUCCUCCUCCAGCUGUUGUUCCUCCUGCCAAUACCACAAACUCGGCUCAAGGUUCUACACUUACAAUGACCAAAGACAAUCAAACUCAAUUAGUUCUUUAG
Messenger RNA from Thlaspi arvense, 1800 nucleotides. The record is from the annotation of a GenBank genome assembly. NCBI's taxonomy places the organism in Eukaryota, Viridiplantae, Streptophyta, Magnoliopsida, Brassicales, Brassicaceae.